Messenger RNA from Sordaria macrospora k-hell, 729 nucleotides. RefSeq lists its product as uncharacterized. The record is from RefSeq and is a predicted model, not a curated record. NCBI's taxonomy places the organism in Eukaryota, Fungi, Ascomycota, Sordariomycetes, Sordariales, Sordariaceae.
AUGAGCUUCGAGCGUCCCCUCCGUGGCAGCUGCCAAUGCGGCCGCAAUCGUUACAUCAUCCAGUUUCCACAACAGACUACACAAACGGCGCAGGUCAUCUUCAACGCACCACCCUCCCAAUGUAUCUCUCAUACAUCGCCAUUGGCUGCUUUCCUGCGGGUGCCUUUGGAAUGGUACCAUAGCACGACACUCUCGUUCUCUCCUGACGAAAGGACAUCGAUGAUCCAUCGCGCCUACACAUCUCCCUUUGAAGAGCAUUCUAUGCGCCACUUCUGCGGUUUCUGCGGCACGCCGUUGUCUUACUGGUCCGAGGAGCCUCGCAGCGAAGCCGAUUUCAUCCAGCUGUCGUUGGGCAGCCUCCAUCCUGAAGAUCUAGCGGAUUUGGAGGACUUGGGUAUGCUGCCGGACUCCGAUAGCGAAGGUGAGACCGAGGCGGCUGUUUCAAAGAAGUCGGAGGGAAAAGAGGCAGUAGCGCAGAUCGGCCGACAGACUGUGGGAGGUCUACCCUGGCUGGACACCUUGGUUGAAGGCAGCCGACUCGGCACUCUUCGUGCUUCCAAAGGUCGCCACCAGAAUAAGAGUGGUACAGUUCAAGUCGAGUGGGAAGUGAUGGAGUGGACCGAGGGUGAUAGCAGCUCCUCAAGCAGCUCUCCGAGAAACGGCAAGCGGAAGCUUGAUGAUCGAGAGGAAGGAAUCGAUAACGUUGUCAUGCGGGACGUUAAGCAAUGA